Molecule: messenger RNA, 1115 nt
Organism: Tupaia belangeri chinensis (Chinese tree shrew)
Lineage: Eukaryota; Metazoa; Chordata; Mammalia; Scandentia; Tupaiidae
Gene: PSME3IP1
Product: proteasome activator subunit 3 interacting protein 1
Exons: 8
Coding region: 147-911 (254 amino acids)
Cellular component (GO): nucleus
Source: RefSeq, a predicted model, not a curated record
GAGUCUCGCCUCCCGCGCGCUGGUAGUUUGUGUGACUCUAGGCAUAUCACUUCCUUGCUGUGCAGUCUGGACCCGAUCACUAAGCCUCCUUGAAUACCUGAGAUUCUCAUCCACAUCUGCUUGGAAGCCAGAACAGAUUGAUCACUAUGGAUGGAGGGGAUGAUGGUAACCUUGUCAUCAAAAAGAGGUUUGUAUCUGAGGCAGAGCUGGAUGAACGGCGCAAACGGAGACAAGAAGAAUGGGAGAAGGUUCGAAAACCCGAAGAUCCAGAAGAAUGUCCAGAGGAAGUUUAUGACCCCCGGUCUCUCUAUGAAAGGCUGCAGGAGCAGAAAGACAGGAAGCAGCAGGAGUAUGAAGAGCAGUUCAAAUUCAAAAACAUGGUAAGAGGCUUAGAUGAAGAUGAGACCAACUUCCUUGAUGAGGUUUCUCGGCAGCAGGAACUACUAGAAAAACAACGAAGAGAAGAAGAACUGCAAGAACUGAAGGAAUACAGAAGUAAUCUCAACAAGGUUGGAAUUUCUUCAGAAAAUAAGAAGGAAGUGGAGAAGAAACUGACUGUGAAACCCAUGGAAACCAAGAACAAGUUCUCCCAGGCCAAGCUGUUGGCAGGAGCCGUGAAGCAUAAGAGCUCAGAGAGUGGCAACAGUGUGAAAAGACUGAAACCAGACCCUGACCCAGAUGACAAGAAUCAAGAGGCACCAUCCCGCGUGUCUCUUGGAAGCACUUCCCUGAGUGGCCCCUCUAUCCACUGCCCCUCUGCUGCAGUGUGCAUCGGGAUCCUCCCUGGCCUGGGUGCCUACUCUGGGAGCAGCGACUCGGAGUCCAGCUCAGACAGCGAAGGUACCAUCAACGCCACCGGGAAGAUCGUCUCCUCCAUCUUCCGAACCAACACCUUCCUCGAGGCCCCCUAGCUCCUCCGUCCUCACCACAGGGAGCUCCUCCCCAGUAGUAGACUGGACUGUUUAUGCCGCCCACAGGCAUUUCUUCCCUCACAAACUCCUUUGCCUGCUUCCUGUGCACACUGACAUUUUUAACCCAACCUAAAAAUGUGCCACACUCCACCGUGGCCCGAAUUAUGUUUGGUUCUCUUUCUACUGCCUUGCAGAUGGCCAAAC